Messenger RNA from Halteromyces radiatus, 1877 nucleotides. Its product is annotated as major facilitator superfamily domain-containing protein. Gene Ontology annotation, biological process: transmembrane transport. The transcript has 2 exons. Gene Ontology annotation, cellular component: membrane. The record is from RefSeq and is a predicted model, not a curated record. Bases 126 to 1736 code for a protein of 536 amino acids. Lineage: Eukaryota; Fungi; Mucoromycota; Mucoromycetes; Mucorales; Cunninghamellaceae. Gene Ontology annotation, molecular function: transmembrane transporter activity.
CUUUUUUUUUAAUUCUUUUCUUUAUCCGCUUCUUUCUCUUUCACUCCCUCCUUUUUUUUUUUUUUUGGUUACUUUUUUUUUUAUUUUUUUCUUCCAACUCAUUUAAAAAAAGUAAUUCAAAUAACAUGUCUGGAUCUGUUCAUGAACAACAUGACCAGCUUGCCACUGCUGAAGAAAAAUUGCGAAGUUUAGAAAAACUUGAAGAUACCAAAACUGCUGGUCAUUGGAAUUGGUUUACUAUUAGAACUAUCUUGACUUCUGGUGCUGGUUUCUUUACUGAUUCUUAUGAUGUUUUCAUCAUUAACUUGGUUACCCCUAUGCUUGGUUAUGUCUAUUACGCUCAGAAUGGAAACAAGAUUCCCGCUGAUAUUGAAGGUGUCAUCAAAGGUAUGGCUUCCGUUGGUACUUUUAUUGGUCAAUUAUUAUUUGGUUUCAUGGGUGAUAUCUUUGGUCGUAAGAUUUAUGGUUUUGAAUUGUUGAUCAUCAUCAUUGGUACUAUCAAUUGUGCUACAAGUGCUAGUGCUGUUCGUGGUGUUAGUGCUAUUGGUUUCCUUGGUUUAUGGCGUUUGAUUCUUGGUAUUGGUAUUGGUGGUGAUUAUCCUAUGUCCGCUACUAUUACUUCUGAAUGGUCUUCUGCUGGAAAACGGGGGAUGAUGAUGGCUCUCAUCUUCUCUAUGCAAGGUAUUGGUAACUUGGCUGCUGCUAUUGUCACUUUGAUUUUACUUGCUAUUUUCAAGAAUGCCAUCAUGGAUGAUGUGAUGGCUUUGGAUUAUGUAUGGCGUUUAUGUAUUGGUCUUGGUGCUGUCCCUGCUGUUGGUACUGUUUAUUUACGUUUCACUAUGCCUGAAUCUCCUCGUUAUGCUCUUAAUGUGGAAAGAGAUGUGGAAGCUGCUGCUGCCGCCAAGGGUCAAGAAGUAUCCACUGAAUUAGCACAACAAUAUACCAAGGUGGAAGGAAAACGUGAUCAUUGGGCUGAAUUCCGUGCUUAUUUUGGACAAUGGAAGCAUCUUCGUGUUUUGCUUGGUACUGCUCUUUCCUGGUUUUUACUUGAUGUUGCAUUCUAUGGUCUCGGUCUCAACAACACUUACGUUCUCGGUGCUAUUGGUUAUGCCAGCAAGAGUACUCCCUUCGAUACUUUGUGGGCAAACACUGUGGGUCAAAUCAUCAUCACUUGUCUUGGUUCCGUCCCUGGUUACUACCUCACUGUGAUCUUCGUUGAACGUAUGGGUCGUCGUAAGAUUCAAAUCAUGGGCUUCACAAUGACUACUAUUCUCUUCACCAUCCUUGCCGCUGCCUACUACCAAUUACGUGAUCGUGCCAUGCCUGCCUUCAUUACCAUCUUUACCUUGGCUCAAUUAUUCAUGAACUUUGGUGCCAAUGCUACUACCUUUAUUAUUCCUGGUGAAGUCUUCCCUUGCAAGGUUCGUGCCUCUGCUCAUGGUAUCAGUGCUGCAUCUGGUAAGGCUGGUGCCAUUCUCGCUGCUUUUGCUUUCAAUAAAUUGGUCGAAACAAAUGAUACUUAUCCUGGUGAACACGCUUUCUUGCCUGAAACCUUGGGUAUCUUUGCCGCUAUCAUGUUCUUGGGUCUUAUCGUGACUGUACUCUGGGUACCUGAAUCUAAAGGAAAGGAUUUGGAUGAAUUUGAAGAAGAUUAUAUCCCUCAACAAGAUCCUCCUGCCAAUCCUGAAACUAUCAGUGUGUCUGAAAGCAUGCAACAACAUAACAUUUACAAAUAGACUAUUUUUAUUAUCAUUAUGCAUUUUAUCGUCUUUAGUGUAUCAUUAUUUUAUUAUUAUUAUUAUUACUAUUAUCCUGAUUGUUAUCUCUUAUUAUCCGUAUUGUAAAUAAAAUAUUCUCAUUAUUAUCCAUCAAAUGAA